Molecule: messenger RNA, 987 nt
Organism: Puma concolor (puma)
Lineage: Eukaryota; Metazoa; Chordata; Mammalia; Carnivora; Felidae
Source: RefSeq, a predicted model, not a curated record
AUGUUGUUCCAGGUGUGCCUGUAUUUUUACUGUAAAUUUUUGUGGCGCUGCCUAAAAUUUGUAAUGAGGAAGCUGACUGGAAGAUGUGAACUGCAACGGAUCUGUUACAGUACCAAGCCUGGGGCUUCUAGAACCAUGAAAAUCGAAACAUCACUGAGGGAUUCAAAAAGUAAGCUGCUGCAGACUUCCGUGAGUGUUCACCCUGAUGCUAUUGAAAAAACUAUAGAAGACAUCAUGGAACUGAAAAAAAUUAACCCCGACAUAAAUCCACAGCUGGGAAUCUCUCUUCAGGCUUGCCUCCUGCAAAUUGUUGGCUACAGAAACCUUAUUGCAGAUGUGGAAAAACUGCGCAGAGAACCGUAUGAUUCUGAUAACCCCCAACAUGAAGAAAUGCUGUUGAAGUUAUGGAAAUUCUUGAAGCCUAAUACUCCACUGGAAUCUCGGAUUUCUAAGCAAUGGUGUGAAAUUGGCUUCCAAGGUGAUGAUCCUAAAACAGAUUUUCGAGGAAUGGGACUUCUGGGCCUAUACAAUUUGCAGUAUUUUGCGGAAAGGGACGCCGCGGCAGCCCAGCAGGUCCUCUCCGACUCUCUUCAUCCAAAAUGCAGGGAUAUCACUAAAGAGGAAACAAGCAAAUUCAGCAAAGCGGAAUGGGAGAAGAAAAGGAUGGAUAAAGCAAUUGGGUACUCAUUUGCAAUUGUGGGCAUCAAUAUAACUGAUCUGGCGUAUAAUCUACUGGUGAGCGGAGCGCUAAAAACUCACUUCUACAACAUUGCCCCAGAAGCUCCAACACUGUCUCAUUUCCAGCAAACAUUUUGCUACUUGAUGCACGAGUUUCACAAGUUUUGGAUUGAAGAGGACCCCACGGACAUCAUGGAAUUCAAUCGUGUGCGGGAGAAAUUUCGCAAGAGGAUCAUAAAACAGCUGCGGAACCCAGACAUGGCAUUGUGCCCACACUUCGCUGCCUCAGAAGGUUUGAUCAACAUGUAG